This is a messenger RNA of Vanderwaltozyma polyspora DSM 70294, 972 nucleotides long. It is a transcript of the gene CRC1, whose product is annotated as carnitine:acyl carnitine antiporter. The coding region runs from base 1 to 972 and encodes 323 amino acids. Gene Ontology annotation, cellular component: mitochondrial envelope. The transcript has a single exon. Lineage: Eukaryota; Fungi; Ascomycota; Saccharomycetes; Saccharomycetales; Saccharomycetaceae. Gene Ontology annotation, biological process: mitochondrial transport; carnitine transmembrane transport. The record is from RefSeq and is a predicted model, not a curated record. Gene Ontology annotation, molecular function: O-acyl-L-carnitine transmembrane transporter activity.
AUGUCUGAUUCUCAGUUAGGUGAAGAACUACUAUUGGAUGAAGAGAUGGCUACCGACUCUCAUGGUGCUAAUAAGGGGUCUCCAUUAGUUCAAAAUUUAAAAUCCUUCGCUGCAGGUGGUGUCGGUGGUGUUUGUGCUGUUCUAACUGGCCAUCCUUUCGAUUUGAUAAAAGUUAGAUGUCAAAAUAAUCAAGCUUCUUCCACUAGUGAUGCUAUCAAAAAGAUCUUGGCUGAGGUUAAUCAAAGAAACGCAAGCAAGCUAGGUAAUCCCGUUGGUAAUUAUUUUAAAGGGUUUUAUAAAGGUGUUAUUCCACCACUUGUUGGUGUGACUCCAAUCUUUGCUGUUUCUUUCUGGGGUUAUGAUAUUGGUAAAAAAAUCGUUAGCAUUAAUAAUGUCGAUAGUACCACACCUUUAACAACAACUCAAUUGGCUACAGCUGGGUUUUUAAGUGCUAUACCAACUACUUUGGUCACUGCUCCAACCGAACGUAUUAAGGUCGUUUUGCAAACUUCAACUUCAGGUUCCUUUGUAUCUGCUGCCAAUAAUAUCGUUCGUACUGGUGGUUUACCUUCUCUUUUCAAGGGUUCCUUGGCAACUCUAGCCAGAGAUGGUCCUGGUAGUGCAUUAUAUUUUGCUUCUUAUGAAUACGCAAAAGGCAUAUUAAACGGUUUGAACCCUCCUGUCAAGAAAGGUGAUGUUAAUAUCUUAAACGUUUGUUUAUCAGGUGGUAUUGCUGGUAUGUCAAUGUGGCUAGUGGUUUUCCCAAUAGAUACCAUCAAGACGAAAUUACAAGCCUCUACGACAAAGGUAAACAUGGUCGAUAUCACAAAAGAAAUUUACCGCACAAGAGGUGGCAUAAAGGGAUUCUUCCCAGGUCUAGGUCCUGCUCUACUGAGAUCAUUCCCUGCUAAUGCAGCUACUUUCUUGGGUGUAGAAUUGACACAUUCUAUCUUUAAGAAGUACAAUAUCUGA